Apus apus (common swift) is the source of this 2337-nucleotide messenger RNA. RefSeq names its product nuclear pore glycoprotein p62-like. The transcript is spliced from 12 exons. NCBI's taxonomy places the organism in Eukaryota, Metazoa, Chordata, Aves, Apodiformes, Apodidae. Bases 67 to 1800 code for a protein of 577 amino acids. Gene Ontology annotation, molecular function: phospholipid binding; structural constituent of nuclear pore. Gene Ontology annotation, biological process: protein import into nucleus; RNA export from nucleus. Gene Ontology annotation, cellular component: nuclear pore central transport channel; nuclear pore. The record is from RefSeq and is a predicted model, not a curated record.
GGCCGGUGUCCGUCAGGCCGGGCCGCUGCCGCCGCCGCCCCGGGGCUCGGCGGGCCCGCGGCCGCCAUGAGCCAGUUCAGCUUCGGUGCGGGUGCGGCGGGAGGCGGCUUCACUUUCGGCACGCCGAAGACGGCCGCCACGACGGCCACGAGCGGCUUCUCGUUCUCCACGCCCGCCGGCUCGGGGGGCUUCAGCUUCGGCAGCGCGGCGCAGACGCCGGGCAGCAGCGGCCAGCCCGCCGGGCUCUUCUCGUUCAGCACGCCGGGCGCUGCCGCGCAGCCCGCCGGCUUCAGCUUCGGGACGCCGGCCACGGGCGCGGCGGCUCCGGCAGCAACGGCGUUCCCGCUGGGGGCAAAUGCACCCAAGUUAAGCUUCGGAGGCAGCACCCAGCCUCAAGCUGCUGGCACCACAGGGGGCUUUGGGUUUGGCAGCUCGGCGCCAAGCAGCGUGCCCUCGAGUCAAGGAGCAGCCCCUUCUGGCUUUGUGUUUGGAUCUGCUGGCAGCAGCACGGCCAGCACCACGGCAGCCAGCAGCAGCAGCAGCAGCCAGGCUGGGACGACUGGAGGGUUCACCUUUUCCAGUGGCACCACGACUCAGGCUGGAACGACCAUCUUCAGCGUUGGUGCCGCAGCUCCGCAAGCAGCGCCCACCGGGUUGAGCUUUGCAGCAGCCCCUGCAGCUGCUGCCACCACGGCGGCCACCCUGGGAGCUGCCACGCAGUCAGCAGCCCCCUUCAGCCUUGGGGGGCAGCCUGCAGGCCUGAGCUUUGGGUCGUUGACUUCAACAGCAGGCACGAGUGCACCCACAGCCACGCUGACCACCAGUACCAGCCAGGGACCCACCCUGUCCUUUGGACCCAAACUUGGAGUGACCUCCACAGCUGCUACAACAGCUGCCACCACCACAACCUCUGUUCUUGGUUCAACGGGCCCCACGUUGCUUGGAUCUGUAGCGAGCUCUUCGGCACCGACGUCGUCGACCACCACGGGCCUCUUGCUUGGUGCCCCUUCCACUGGGACAGGCAGUCUUGGAUCGCUUGGGUUUGGAUUAAAAGUUCCUGGAACAACAGCUGCCACCACCAGCACUGCCACUAGCACCACAUCAGUUCCUGGCUUUGCUUUGAACCUGAAGCCAUUAACUACAACUGGCCCCAUUGGAGCUGGGACUUCUACAGCUGCCCUGACUACAGCAGCACCCACGGCACCUCCGGUGAUGACGUAUGCCCAGCUGGAGAGUUUGAUAAACAAGUGGAGCCUGGAACUGGAAGACCAAGAGAAACACUUUCUCCAUCAAGCGACUCAAGUGAACGCUUGGGAUCGGACGCUGAUAGAGAAUGGGGAGAAGAUUACUUCAUUACACAGGGAAGUAGAGAAGGUGAAGCUUGAUCAGAAGAGACUGGAUCAGGAGCUGGACUUCAUUCUGUCCCAGCAGAAAGAGCUGGAAGACUUGUUGACGCCUCUGGAGGAGUCUGUGAAGGAGCAGAGUGGGACGAUCUACUUGCAGCACGCGGAUGAGGAACGGGAGAGGACCUACAAACUGGCUGAAAACAUAGAUGCUCAGUUGAAGCGUAUGGCACAAGAUCUGAAGGACAUCAUUGAGCACCUGAAUACUUCAGGAGGCCCAGCAGACACAAGUGACCCGCUUCAGCAGAUCUGUAAAAUUUUGAAUGCACACAUGGAUUCAUUGCAGUGGAUUGACCAGAACUCAGCCGUGCUGCAGAGGAAGGUAGAAGAGGUGACCAAGGUCUGCGACAGCCGCCGCAAGGAGCAGGAGCGCAGCUUCCGGAUCACGUUUGAUUGAGUGACUCCCAGCUUGAGGGAUUAGCCCAAAAUCUCCACAGAGAACAGGUUAUUAGGGACCUUGGACUCAAAUGAUGAUCAGGGUUUGUUUCUUUUCUUGCAACAAAAUUUGUUGUCUCGGUCUUAGCUGUGUCGUACUGACCCUGACCGAGUCCAGUCUGAGGCACUGCCUGAAGUCUGUGCAGGCAGUAGGUGUCUGUGUCCCUUCUGGGUAACUGCAUGCAGCCUGGGGAGGUGCAGAGAUGCUGCCCCACAGCACAGAGUUGCACCUUGACCACAUUCAGCUGAGACUUCAUAAGCUUUUAUUCGUGCCCUUAGAGAUUGCUUAAUGAAGUGGUGUCCUCAGAAAGAGCUGCAGCAGUCUGAAGGAUGCACAUACAUCACAGCGGUUGCCUGACCUUGUGUUGCAGUCGGGUUUGCUUCCAGCUCUGAGAGUGGCCCUUGUUUUCUGUACUUUUCGCCAUCAGCUGCUUUUGUGCUGGUACCUGGAACUGGGUUUUCUAAAAUUAAAACUAGUAAAUGUGCUGUUAGAAAAGUA